Messenger RNA from Arabidopsis thaliana (thale cress), 5576 nucleotides. It is a transcript of the gene HAF2, whose product is annotated as histone acetyltransferase of the TAFII250 family 2. Gene Ontology annotation, molecular function: TBP-class protein binding; RNA polymerase II general transcription initiation factor activity; histone acetyltransferase activity. The transcript has 18 exons. Gene Ontology annotation, biological process: transcription by RNA polymerase II; chromatin remodeling. Lineage: Eukaryota; Viridiplantae; Streptophyta; Magnoliopsida; Brassicales; Brassicaceae. Gene Ontology annotation, cellular component: nucleus; transcription factor TFIID complex. The record is from RefSeq and is marked reviewed. Bases 62 to 5440 code for a protein of 1792 amino acids.
GUUCCUUUGCUAUUUGGGAAGCAAAAUUGUCACGCCACUCUUUGCAUUCGAGGGUUUUAUUAUGUCUGAGUCCAACGACAACGAGACUUCCGCAGAUUAUGGGAGCAAUGAUGAAGAGUAUGAUGGGCCUGAGCUUCAAGUAGUUACUGAGGAAGAUCACCUACUACCAAAAAGAGAGUACUUAUCAGCUGCAUUUGCUUUGAGUGGUUUAAAUUCCAGAGCUUCUGUGUUUGACGACGAAGAUUAUGAUGAACAAGGAGGACAAGAGAAGGAACAUGUACCAGUUGAGAAAUCUUUUGAUUCAGAAGAGAGGGAACCAGUUGUCUUGAAGGAGGAAAAGCCCGUAAAGCAUGAAAAGGAGGCUAGCAUCUUGGGAAAUAAGAAUCAGAUGGACACAGGAGAUGUCCAGGAGGAGUUGGUGGUUGGAUUAUCAGAAGCUACUUUGGAUGAGAAACGUGUCACCCCGCUGCCUACGUUAUAUCUUGAAGAUGAUGGUAUGGUCAUCUUACAAUUCUCUGAGAUAUUUGCUAUACAAGAGCCACAGAAGAAACGGCAGAAGAGAGAAAUUAGAUGUAUCACUUAUAGAGACAAAUACAUAUCUAUGGAUAUUUCUGAGCUUAUCGAAGACGAUGAGGAGGUACUCCUGAAGAGCCAUGGUAGGAUUGACACUCAUGGGAAAAAAACUGAUCAAAUUCAGCUGGAUGUUCCCUUACCAAUCAGAGAGCGUUCACAGCUGGUAAAAUCUGGCAUAGUAAGGGAUACUACAUCAGAAUCGAGAGAGUUUACCAAGCUAGGAAGGGAUUCAUGUAUCAUGGGUGAACUGUUGAAGCAGGACUUAAAAGACGAUAAUUCAUCUCUCUGUCAGUCUCAAUUAACAAUGGAAGUUUUCCCUCUAGACCAGCAAGAAUGGGAACAUCUAAUACUCUGGGAAAUUUCUCCUCAAUUUAGUGCUAAUUGUUGUGAGGGCUUCAAAUCUGGACUUGAGUCAGCAGGUAUAAUGGUACAGGUGAGGGCUUCAAAUUCAGUGACUGAACAAGAAAGCUUAAAUGUGAUGAACUCUGGAGGGCAAACUCAAGGGGACAAUAACAACAUGCUCGAGCCUUUUUUUGUAAAUCCGUUGGAGUCUUUUGGCUCAAGAGGUUCCCAGUCUACAAAUGAGUCCACUAACAAAAGUAGACAUCAUCCACAACUCCUUAGAUUAGAAUCUCAGUGGGAUGAGGAUCAUUAUAGGGAAAAUGGCGAUGCUGGACGGGAGAAUUUAAAGCAGCUUAAUAGUGACGCUCGUGGGCGCUUGAGUGGACUUGCAUUGCAAGAUAGGGAUAUGUGGGAUGAGUCAUGGUUAGAUAGCAUAAUAUGGGAGUCAGAUAAAGAUUUGAGCAGGUCUAAACUAAUAUUUGAUCUUCAAGAUGAGCAAAUGAUCUUUGAAGUUCCGAACAAUAAGGAAAGAAAAUAUCUUCAACUUCAUGCUGGAUCUAGGAUUGUAUCUCGAUCUUCAAAAUCCAAGGACGGAUCCUUUCAAGAAGGCUGUGGAUCAAAUUCUGGGUGGCAAUUCAAUAUUUCUAAUGACAAAUUCUAUAUGAAUGGGAAAAGCGCUCAGAAACUGCAAGGAAAUGCUAAGAAAUCUACCGUACACAGUUUGAGAGUUUUCCAUUCGGCACCAGCGAUUAAAUUGCAGACGAUGAAGAUCAAAUUGAGCAAUAAAGAGAGAGCAAAUUUUCACCGGCCCAAAGCUCUGUGGUAUCCACAUGACAAUGAGCUAGCCAUAAAGCAGCAAAAAAUUUUACCCACCCAAGGUUCCAUGACAAUUGUUGUUAAGAGUCUGGGGGGUAAAGGAUCACUGCUAACCGUCGGCAGAGAGGAAUCUGUCUCUUCUUUAAAAGCCAAGGCUUCUAGAAAGCUAGAUUUUAAGGAAACAGAAGCAGUGAAGAUGUUUUAUAUGGGGAAGGAACUUGAGGAUGAAAAGUCUCUUGCUGAACAAAAUGUUCAACCCAAUUCCCUUGUCCAUCUUUUACGUACUAAGGUGCAUCUGUGGCCAUGGGCACAAAAGCUUCCUGGCGAAAAUAAAUCUUUACGACCUCCUGGGGCUUUCAAGAAGAAAUCUGACCUAUCUAAUCAAGAUGGCCAUGUUUUCUUGAUGGAGUAUUGUGAAGAGAGGCCGUUGAUGCUCAGCAAUGCAGGAAUGGGUGCAAAUUUGUGCACGUAUUAUCAGAAGUCAUCCCCAGAGGAUCAACAUGGGAACUUGCUGCGCAAUCAAAGUGAUACCUUAGGGAGUGUGAUUAUUCUAGAACAUGGGAACAAAUCCCCUUUCCUUGGGGAAGUACACGGUGGUUGCAGUCAGUCAUCUGUUGAAACAAACAUGUACAAAGCACCUGUUUUUCCUCAUAGGUUGCAAUCAACAGAUUAUUUGUUGGUCCGGUCUGCUAAAGGAAAGCUCUCUCUAAGGCGUAUUAACAAGAUAGUUGCUGUUGGACAACAGGAACCUCGAAUGGAAAUAAUGUCUCCUGCAUCAAAGAAUCUUCAUGCUUAUUUGGUGAACAGAAUGAUGGCCUAUGUGUAUCGAGAGUUUAAGCAUCGCGACCGUAUUGCUGCCGAUGAGCUGUCUUUCUCAUUUUCUAACAUAUCAGAUGCAACUGUCAGAAAAUACAUGCAAGUUUGUUCCGAUUUAGAGAGAGAUGCAAAUGGCAAGGCUUGCUGGUCCAAGAAACGUAAGUUUGAUAAGAUUCCACUUGGGUUGAACACUCUGGUGGCACCAGAGGAUGUGUGUUCCUAUGAGAGUAUGCUAGCUGGGCUGUUCCGGCUCAAACAUUUAGGGAUCACUCGGUUUACAUUGCCUGCCAGCAUAUCAACUGCAUUGGCUCAGCUCCCAGAUGAAAGGAUUGCCGCUGCAUCACAUAUUGCGAGGGAGUUGCAGAUAACUCCAUGGAAUCUGAGCAGUAGUUUUGUUACUUGUGCAACUCAGGGCAGAGAAAAUAUAGAGCGUUUGGAAAUUACUGGAGUUGGUGAUCCCUCUGGACGGGGUCUAGGAUUCAGCUACGUCCGAGUUGCACCAAAAUCAUCAGCUGCAUCCGAACAUAAGAAGAAAAAGGCAGCAGCCUGUCGCGGAGUCCCAACUGUCACUGGUACAGAUGCUGAUCCUCGCAGAUUAAGCAUGGAAGCAGCUCGAGAGGUUCUUCUUAAGUUCAAUGUUCCUGAUGAGAUAAUUGCCAAGCAAACUCAACGGCAUCGAACAGCUAUGAUACGCAAGAUAUCAAGUGAGCAGGCUGCAUCUGGUGGUAAGGUUGGCCCCACAACAGUAGGUAUGUUUUCCCGUAGCCAGAGAAUGUCUUUCCUACAGUUGCAACAGCAGGCCCGAGAAAUGUGUCAUGAGAUUUGGGAUAGGCAACGUCUGUCCCUUUCAGCUUGUGAUGAUGAUGGGAACGAAAGUGAAAAUGAGGCAAACAGUGAUUUGGACUCCUUUGUUGGAGAUCUGGAAGAUCUACUUGAUGCUGAGGAUGGUGGGGAGGGGGAAGAAUCUAAUAAGUCUAUGAAUGAAAAGUUGGAUGGAGUGAAGGGACUCAAGAUGAGACGGUGGCCAUCUCAAGUUGAGAAAGACGAAGAAAUUGAAGAUGAGGCUGCUGAAUAUGUCGAGUUAUGCCGAUUGCUGAUGCAAGAUGAGAAUGAUAAGAAGAAAAAGAAGUUGAAAGAUGUGGGAGAGGGAAUUGGAUCCUUUCCUCCUCCACGGUCCAAUUUUGAACCUUUCAUUGACAAGAAAUAUAUUGCCACCGAACCUGAUGCAUCUUUCUUAAUCGUGAAUGAGAGCACCGUCAAACACACCAAAAACGUUGAUAAAGCAACUUCUAAGUCCCCCAAAGAUAAACAGGUAAAAGAGAUCGGCACUCCUAUAUGCCAGAUGAAGAAAAUACUGAAGGAAAACCAAAAGGUAUUCAUGGGAAAAAAAACAGCAAGAGCGAACUUCGUCUGUGGAGCCUGUGGUCAGCAUGGACACAUGAAAACCAAUAAACACUGCCCAAAAUACAGAAGAAAUACAGAAUCCCAGCCGGAAAGUAUGGAUAUGAAGAAGUCUACUGGAAAACCGAGUUCUUCAGAUCUAUCAGGCGAGGUCUGGCUGACACCUAUCGACAACAAGAAGCCUGCGCCAAAAAGUGCAACAAAAAUUUCUGUAAAUGAAGCUACGAAAGUAGGUGAUUCAACUUCCAAAACUCCAGGAAGUUCUGACGUAGCAGCUGUUUCUGAAAUAGACUCUGGGACUAAGUUGACAUCUAGGAAACUCAAAAUUUCAAGUAAGGCAAAACCUAAAGCAUCGAAGGUUGAAUCUGACAGUCCUUUCCAUUCAUUGAUGCCUGCAUAUAGUAGAGAGAGAGGGGAGAGCGAGCUUCACAAUCCUUCUGUUUCUGGACAACUCUUACCAAGUACAGAGACAGAUCAGGCUGCCUCAAGUAGGUACACUACUUCAGUUCCGCAGCCAUCUUUAAGCAUAGAUAAAGAUCAAGCUGAAUCUUGUAGGCCUCAUCGCGUUAUAUGGCCGCCAACAGGAAAAGAACAUUCGCAGAAGAAACUUGUUAUUAAACGUUUAAAAGAGAUAACUGAUCAUGACAGCGGUAGUCUUGAAGAGACUCCACAAUUUGAGUCCAGGAAAACAAAAAGAAUGGCAGAACUGGCAGAUUUUCAGAGGCAGCAGAGACUCAGAUUGUCAGAGAACUUUCUAGACUGGGGACCAAAAGAUGAUAGAAAAUGGCGGAAAGAACAAGAUAUAAGUACGGAACUGCACAGGGAGGGAAAGGUGAGAAGAGCUUACGAUGAUAGUACUGUAUCAGAAGAACGCAGUGAGAUAGCUGAGAGCAGAAGAUACAGAGAGGUUAUACGGAGUGAGAGGGAGGAAGAGAAACGACGAAAAGCCAAGCAGAAAAAGAAGCUGCAACGCGGAAUACUCGAAAAUUAUCCUCCUCGACGAAACGAUGGAAUAUCUUCAGAAAGUGGUCAGAAUAUCAACAGCCUGUGUGUCUCUGACUUUGAAAGGAACAGGACAGAGUAUGCACCUCAACCAAAACGACGAAAAAAAGGACAGGUUGGCCUAGCAAACAUCUUGGAAAGCAUAGUGGACACACUGAGAGUCAAAGAGGUAAACGUGUCAUACCUCUUCUUGAAACCGGUCACGAAAAAGGAGGCUCCCAACUAUCUUGAAAUUGUGAAAUGCCCAAUGGAUCUCUCGACAAUCCGGGAUAAGGUACGGAGGAUGGAGUACCGUGACCGACAGCAAUUUAGACACGAUGUCUGGCAGAUCAAGUUCAAUGCUCAUCUAUACAACGAUGGGCGUAACCUGUCAAUACCGCCUUUGGCAGAUGAGUUGCUGGUGAAAUGUGAUCGCUUGUUGGAUGAAUAUAGAGAUGAGUUAAAAGAAGCAGAGAAAGGUAUAGUAGAUUCCAGUGAUUCAUUGAGAUAGAGUGCUAAAAUGGGGUUAGCGUAGCUCCUAAUGAUUUCUGUUAAUGGAAGAAAUUUACGCACUUUGCAAACGAGAAUAUCGAAAUUAGUUUUUGAUGAAAUAAUUUUUUUCUAUAAUUGCAUUACAAAUGUAAAAU